This is a messenger RNA of Macrosiphum euphorbiae (potato aphid), 273 nucleotides long. The record is from the annotation of a GenBank genome assembly. Lineage: Eukaryota; Metazoa; Arthropoda; Insecta; Hemiptera; Aphididae.
AUGAACUGGGUACCAAUAAGAUAUAAAAGUUUGUGCAGAAAGCUAUUUGUCAGUGAAUGUAAUGCAUUAAGUGCUGUUAUUAAUUCAUGUCCAAAUUCUGGUUCAUCUAGUGAAGAAAAUAACGAGAGUGAUGAUAACGAAUUUUAUAACAAUUUACUAGAAAACAGCUUUUCAGAAAAUUUCGUUAAUGAUAAUUCAAAUGAGUCUCAAUGCUCCACUGACAGAAGAAACACAAAUUUAGCUGGAAUUCAAAGUUCAUCAUUUCUUAACUAA